Molecule: messenger RNA, 765 nt
Organism: Zingiber officinale
Lineage: Eukaryota; Viridiplantae; Streptophyta; Magnoliopsida; Zingiberales; Zingiberaceae
Product: serotonin N-acetyltransferase 2, chloroplastic-like
Exons: 1
Coding region: 47-640 (197 amino acids)
Cellular component (GO): cytoplasm
Molecular function (GO): N-acetyltransferase activity
Source: RefSeq, a predicted model, not a curated record
UGUUGCCUCAUUCCAGAAACAUAUCCUCCGCCGAGUGACCUCGGCCAUGCAAUCCCACGGCCCCCUCCUUCCUCUCCGCAGCCCUUGGUCGUCCCCAAUCCCCCUCCCCCUCCGUCACCGUACCUCCUUCCCGACCAAACCCCUCUGCCUCGCCGCCUCCAGCUCCUUCACGGUAUCGGACGGCGAGCUCGAGUCCCGGGGCUUCCGGGUCCGGCGCAACCCCGGGGGGCUGGACGUGGCGGCGCUGAACGAGGUGUUCGCGCGGGUGGGGUUCCCGCGGCGUGACCCGGAGCGGCUCCGGCGCGCGCUGGGGCACGCGGGCGAGGCGGUGGUGUGGAUAGAGGAGCUGGCCGGGGGCAAGCCGGUGGCGUUCGCACGGGCGACGGGGGACGGGGUGUUCAACGCGGUGGUGUGGGACGUGGUGGUGGACCCGUCGCUGCAGGGGACCGGGCUGGGGAAGGCCGUGAUGGAGCGACUCGUCGCCGACCUCCGCGCCACGGGCGUCUCCAACAUCGCCCUCUACGCCGAGCCGCGCGUGGUGGGGUUCUACCGGCUCCUCGGCUUCGCCGCCGACCCCGACGGCGUCCGGGGCAUGGUCCUCUCCCGCAAGAACUUCCAGAAGCAGCGCAAGACCAGAUAAUUCGAUCUUAUAGUUCAUAAUUUGAUUCUUAAUUGUUACAAUCAAGGCGCAAAUUAAGACACUUCCUCUGUUCUUGAUUCGUCACUACUAUCAACCUUCUGAGGGAAAACUCUUCUGAUUCCUAA